Archocentrus centrarchus (flier cichlid) is the source of this 8322-nucleotide messenger RNA. RefSeq names its product KIAA1549-like a. The transcript is spliced from 24 exons. NCBI's taxonomy places the organism in Eukaryota, Metazoa, Chordata, Actinopteri, Cichliformes, Cichlidae. The coding region runs from base 244 to 4956 and encodes 1570 amino acids. The record is from RefSeq and is a predicted model, not a curated record.
AGCGCGCGUUGCGGACGCAGUAGGGACACCAGACUUCACGCAGACACACGCAGAGAAACUGCCACAGCGAGACGCGUAAAGGAAAAACUAAAGCUUCUUUGUUUCCUUAUCGACCUUCACAGCCUCCAGCAGGCUCAUGGAGAGCGGAGCCCUGCUUGUCCGAACCGGGGGCACGUUGAUCGGAUGCCUUUCAUCACACCAGCGCCGUUAGAUGUUUUCCAUUCAGGAUUAAUUGGUUGACCAAUGGCUCCCAAACAUGCGCUCCUCUCCAGCAGCUGUGGCCCCGGGGUCGGAGGGGUAAAUAAGAAAAAAGACCCCUGCUCUUCCUCCCCGGCGGCAUGGAUCCUGGAUGCGGCGAUGGUGGCCGUCUGCUCGCCGAGGAACGGCAAGAGGACGCGCGCACUGAAUGGAUUGGUGGCCCGGUGGUUUGUGACCAUCGGCGCGGUGCUGAUGCUGAUGAUGCAGAGCUCCUUGGCCGCUGACGCAGCCGAGGGAGGUCAUCAUGAGUCAAUGAGGCAAGCUGAUUUGCUUCUGGACCCCGCGGUGUCCGCCAACCUCUCGGCCACCCCUGGGAUUGGGGACAAAGCUGGGGCUAAAAAUGAAGACGCGAUGGAUGGGCCUGAUACUGGUCCUGGUUCUGGGCCUGAGACUUGGCCCGGGAGCAAAGUGUUUGCUGAGGCCAGAACAGCAGUUUGGACAGAAACAGAAGCAGGAGUGCGUGCUGAAGCAGGCAGCAAAGUCUUUGCCGAGACUGGGAUUAUGGCAGGAACCGGUACUUGGGCUGAAGUCGGGGCAGAAUGGAGGCCUGUAGACACAGAAGGGGGCGACCUAUCGAGCAUGCCUAGGGACACAGCUUCCUGGCUGGGGCAGCAGAGGCUGCAGACAGAUGGAGAGGAAAGAAGAGAGCAGGCAGCCUUCUCAUCCGUCCUAACCAUGCUGGCAGAGACAGCAGAGCUGCAGGCGCCAGUGGUUGGAAAACCUUUAGGGCUGCUGUCCAAAGCUGCUUGGACCAAAAGCUCCUCUUCAUCAUCAUCCAGGGCCUCCUCUUCCUCCUUUACAACAAAAGCAUCCUCUUUGCCUUCUUCCUCCACAUCCUCCUCCUCUCCAGCUAGUACACUACAAGACAGUCACACAGCAGGAUCACACAAUUCAUCUGCAGUUGUUGUCAACAGCAACUCCUCCAACAGCAACAGUAGCUCCAUCAUGGAGGACUCUGUGAGCAGCCUGCCAGCCUGGGAUCUCCCUACGGUCCCAGAAUCGCUCCUGUCCACAGUGGGUGACCACGACGUCACGCUUCCUGCCAAUGUCACCAGCCCUUUCUCCACCCAUCAGUGGAACACCACCGCACCUGUGCGUACCAGAAACACCUCACGGCGUCCAACCACGACAGCUACCACCACCACUAUCACCAUAAAGACGCCUCUGACACCCACUACCAGCUCAUCUUUAUCGCUCCCCACUACGGCAAGAGCACAAACACCACCAGAAUCCAGCGUGGCUACGCACACCAUAGGCCAGGACACUGUGACCAAUGACAGCCUUCAGCUGACGACAGUAACUACGACAACACCCUCAACGACCAUUUUUACUGUGACCACCAAUGAUGUGACGAAUCAGGAAGCGACCAGUAGGGGUGAUGAAAUGUCAUCGUUAAAUACCAGUGCUGCAACAACCACGCCGCAAACAACAAGCCUCAGACUUACUACAACCACUCAACCUGCAACCACCACUACAACCACACCUGCCCCAACGACUACUACUACUGCUACUACUACUACUGCUCCCCCUACCACCACCACCACUAUCGCCACCACCACCACUACUACUCUUGCUCCCACUACUACCACCAUGGCACCCACAACUACUACUGCUGCCACUACUACUACUACUACUACUACUACUACUGCUACUUCUACCACUACCACCACAACAGUUGAGACACCUGCUACCACUGUGUUCAUCCAGACUACACCACCUCCUGCCACAACUACACCGCCUCCAUCUAGUACCAGUGCAGAGGAAAGUCCUCUGCCAUGCAAUGUGACUGAAAGGUUCUGGGUUAGAACAGUAUUAUCUAUAGAGCUGCGCAGGAACCGCCUGGACCUCAUACUGAAACAGAACCUCUCCAAAGGUCUGAGCCAUGCCUUGCAGAGAGCCCUGAAUGACUCCACUGCUUAUGCACAGGUGGAACGUGACGACUGCAGCCCCCGCAACGUGACGCUGGGUUACUACGUGACCAACGGGAAAACUGUCUACAUUUCCUCUUUGGUCGUCCGAGCCCUGAACGUUUACGGCUUUGACAAGCUCCUGUCAGACAUCCGGCAGCACACCCCAUUGGUUAAGGCAGUUCUGGUUCCCGUGGCAACCUGGGUGCCCACUCCAAAUAUUCACCUGCAGCUGAAAACAGUGUUGAGGUUUGUUGGCCCGACAGACAACAUCUACUCCUGCAGCUUUGUUCAGAUGUUGGAGCAGAGGCUGGAGAAUGCCUUUGAUGAAGCUCAGGACAAAGUACUGGAGACCUACAGCACACUCACUGUUGAGAUCCAGAGUGUGUCUCAGGAGCCUGACUCUCCCUCAGUCACUGUGGUGUAUGUGGUGAAAAACCAGGAUGCGAUACUUAACGGGACAAUUUCCAGCAGCCUCCUCAACCAGCUGACUGCUGAACUGGUGGGGUACUUUCUGUUCUACCCCCCACUGGUCAUUGCUGAGCCGCUUGAGUAUCAUAAUCUCAACACGUCUGCAGCAACCAAGAACUACUGGGUCAUAACGGUGAUCCAGGAUGUAGACAGUUCCUCCCUAGAGGCCAACUACCAGAGCUUUGCCAGUCUUAUGGAGCAGCGGCUAGCUGAGCUCUUCCUGGUCGCAGGCAGGCAGGGCUCUCGGACGGCAAGAUCCCGGCGGGCCACCACCGUGGGGGGAUACACUGUACAGAUGGUAAGCAUGCGUCGACUUCCUGGUCCCAAGAACCCAGCAGAGAUGACUUACUACACCCAGCUGAAUGGAGCACCCAUCUUUGGAACCACAGCUGCUAAGACACUCAGCAGUCUGGACUCCCAGACAAUGGCUUUGACCCUGGGAUACUUUGUACAAGUCCAGGCUGAACCUGUGGUAAAGACACCGCCCAGCAACCUGUGGAUCAUGGCCGUUCUGACGCCUCUCUUCUUAUUGAUGGUGGUGAUUGGGAUGGUGGCCUUCAUUCUGUGUAAGAGGAAUAGGGUCCUUUUCAAAACGGGCGCCUUCAGGACCUUUAAAACUCGUUCCAAGACUUCAUAUCGAAGGGAGGGCAGUUACCACCACCAGCCUGUCCAGGGCUUCGAUUAUGCCAAGAAGCACAUGGGUCGAACCGGUGAUGAAGCCAUCUCCGUUACUAAGGAGACGCUGGUGCUGGGGCUGCCUGUGCGAGAUGCUCCGUUGUCUCUGUCACUGGAUAAGAAGGUCCAUCAGGACGGGACUGCCAAUAAGAGGCCGCCGUCUGCUGACAUACACAAAGGAGGGAGGUUGCCAAGUGAGGAGGAUGGCUCGGUGUCGAGUAACGGCUCCGGGAAGCUGAACACCAGCAAGAGCUCCUCGGCCCGGAGGACUGCGACUGGCAGCAGCAGCAAGAACGGCAAGGAGGAGCUACACAAGAGGGGCACCAAUGAUCCCUAUGAAGACCAUUCGGGCUCUCUGCGUCUCAUCACCAUUAAGCCCAUGACAGCCCAGCCAACCUACUCUUAUCCCUCUUCCUCCUCUCACAGCCAAGACUCUGUGGUCGUCAAUGGGGAGGUUAAUCACAGUGGGCUAAAGCAGAAGUCCGACAUUGAGCACUACAGGAACAAACUGCGUCAGAAGGCCCGGAGGAAGGGUUACGGGGAAUUCUCGCUCUCCGAGACCGGAAGCCACGGAUACAGCCACCGUGACACGAGGCACAGCCGGCACGACAAUGGGGUCAAAGAGCCGAUGACCGCUGAGGAGAAGAGGGCGUCCUUUGCAGGCUGUCAUAAGAGGUACUCGCACCCACGAGAGCCUACAUAUUGGAGCCGGCAGUCUCUGAGUAGCCCCAGUCCAGUAGAGACAGAGAUGGACAUGCUGGUGCUCAGGGAGCGAUCCAGGAGGGGCAUCCGCAACAACGGCUACGAUGGCGAGCCUGAACCCUUUGAGGAGACCAACGUGGACCGUCUGAUGAGCUCUCUGGGUUAUGGAGGUGGAUCCACUGGAACCGGGAACAGCAGCUUGGGGGUUAAAGCUCACCGUGGCUCCGACUCCUCCACGCUCAGCUCGCAGCCGUCCAUUGACGAGGUUCGCACGCAGAUGCACAUGUUGCUAGGCAACGCUUUUAGCCUGGCGCCUCCGGACCAUGACCCGCCUUCUCCUCCAUCCAACCAUCGCCACCAUCAUCACCAUCCUCACAGCGCCUACAACCCCUCCAAUACCAGCCACUACAGUGAUGGGGUGACCAGCGCCCCGGGGACCAUGAACCAUCCCUGUGGAGGCAGGCAGAGAAGCAUCGGCUAUGAGGACAUGCACCAGUGCAGCCUGCCCAAACCAGGUUUCCGGUUCACCCAGCUCCCUGACAUGGGUAUUGGUUCUCCACCUCCACUGAUCCCCUCAAGACCAGGACCGCCACCUGCGACCUCACUGCGACGUUCCACCCCUGACGUUAGUCUGAAGCCUCGCGUGUCAGAAGCCUCAGAUCUGCAGGCCCAGCAGCACAACGGUGCCCCCUACCUGCCGCUCUCCAGGACCCCCUUCCCCGCUGUCACCGUCGACCAGUCCAUCAGCACCUACUCAGGAAACCCGAUAACAGCAGUCUACGCUAUAUCAGCCAACCGCCCGGGUUACUCGGACUACUUCGUCAUGUCACCGCCGUCCUCGUACCGGAGUCCAUCCUGGAUGUCUUAUCCACCUGAACCGGAGGAUCUGCCGCGGCAAUGGAACGACACACCUAACUCGCGUCACCUCGAGACCAUCUGCUGAAGUCGCCCGCCUGCGACACUGAGUGGGAGCAUCAGUAGCUUGGUGUCGCUUCAGAUGGGUGGAGGACCUCCUUCUCACUCAAAACUCUUUGGAGCUUCAUCCCUCCCCCCCACUUGGCUUCAGCACAGCCUUCCUCCUGUAUGAUUCAUUCAUCGCCAGCGGAUUCCCCCCUCACCUUUUCCCACAGCUCCCUGUCUCUCCUCUGCCUGCCCUCCAUCUGUCCUCCGUCAGCCGACUUCAUCUGCAGCUCAAAGCAUUUCUCAUCCUCCAGAGCUCCUGUGCCCCAUAAUCCCUCUUCACCUCCUCUUCAGUCUUCUUGCCAAUGAAAAGCUCAGCCAUAAUUCUCUCUUUCUGUAUUCUGAGCCCCCGGCCUCACAGGCCUGCGCCGGCCCCUCUGGGCCCGUAGUCACUAUCUCCAUGUAGACUGCCUCUUCUGUGCUGGCCACCACCGCACGGUCGGAGGCCCCUGACACUGCUGAGCUGAGCUGCGCCUCCCUGCCUAACAACACAAAUGCAGUGUGGAUGAACAGGGUGAGUACAGUGCAGCGUGACAAGUUCUGUGGCCCAGCAAUCAUCGUAGAGUAACUGCCAUCUGCCCAGCACACGAUGGCACACAGUGUUGCGUUAUCAGUACUGUAGCGCCCCAGCCGUCGCCAGUAGUCUGCUCCUCUUCUGAACUGGACCGGACUGGAGCCUCCUGGACUCGCCCCCGAAGGUCCACCAUGAAGCCAGGAAAGCUGGACUGACUUAAAACUGUGCUUUUAUUUAUUUAUUAUUUUUUUUGAUCAAUCCAAAUUCCUAUGUAAAAACUCAACAGCUGGUUAAUAUGUGUAUUUUAAACUUGAGUGGAAAAAAACUGAGGAAAAAGGAAAAAAAAAAAAAUCUUGUCUUGAGCUGUCUCUAUUUCAGUUUUGGAUAUUUGUGUGCUUUUGUCUUUUACUUUUGUGCAUUGAUUAUUAUCAAUGGAUUGUUGUACAAAAAAAAAAGACAUAGUGGGUGUUUAUCUUCCACUCACCUUAUUUCAAGGCAAAAAAAAAAGAAAAAAAAGACGUUCUUCGAAGCAGAGAAGUCGGUGGCUUAGUCGUCCGUGGUUAUGAUGGGAUUUCUGUACUUUUUUAAAAAGAAUUACUUCGUUUACCUUUUUCCUUCAUUCGACUCAGCAAUGAAAACAAGAAUUAGUCACUAUGUUUCCGUCAGUCAUCUGAUUAUGACGUUUUUGUCUGCUGAUCAUUAAGCAGACCUGAGUCAGACGCGCUCACCGAAAUCCCGCUCAGGGUGGCUUUGGUUACGUGACGUCUCCUGAAAGGGGGAAAAUGAGCAUCCUGGAUAAAAAAACAUGGGAGCUGCUGUUGAAGGGAUUUCAGUCGUGGUUUGACUCACGUCUCUUACAAUUCUGUGAACACACCAGUAUUCUUAGAAAAACAGUUCUUUUACUUGAACGGUGUCUACUGUAUUCUACUGUAACUUUGACUUUUGGUUCUUUCAAAGCCGAGGGAUUAUUAUUUGGACUAUGGUUUAGGACUGUUUAAGAGACUCGCCGGGCUCUGACGAGCCGUAUAUGUAACGACUAAAUGUAUUACUGUAUAUAGCAGAUGAUUUAAUGAAGAGAUUUAUGCAAGUAGUGUGUGUGUGGGGGGGGGACAUGACGUUCAUUUUAGUGCGUUUGGGUUUCGGCUGGAAGGAGGUCAGGCUGCUUUUGUAACGUCUUGACUUUCUGAAGGUUGCACACAUUUCAUCAUCUUCAUCCGCUUCUUUCAUCAUCCUGUUUUCUAACAUCAGUAACAUAACGCAUAAAUCAAUACAUUAAGAAAGAAACAGAGUUUAUAGUAAUGUGCAGCGAGCAAAUUAAACACUGCAGUUCUUUAUGGAGAAAAGUCAAUAGCCAUAAAAGUAGAAAUAAUGCUUUUUUUUUUUGUAUGGAGAAUGUCUAUAAUAUAUUUACCCUCAUUUUUACUGAGGAAAACUGGAAUUCUGUGACCGCACUGUAUGUAAAGCUCCUCAUCGUUUAGAUGGUACUAAAGGAGAUUAUAGCCAUAUAUUAACUUCACCAAGUGGAUACAGAAGAGCUAAGAUAUACAGUGUUGUGUCAAAAGGUAAAUAAAUGAUACCAAAUGACAAUAUAUUAGACAAUGGGGGGGGCACAGAGAGAUAGUAUAGAUAUAAUAAUAUAAAGAUAGCCUAGUAGGUAGUUAACAAUUAAAGCACUUUUAUGAUAAGAAAAUAGAAUCAAUGCACAGAAUUACAAAUGUGUUGCGCCUGAAACUGAAACUGCACAAAAGUUUUAAAAUAUUUUUGUCCUGCAGGAAGAUUCUCACGAGCCGGAGCUUUAGGAGGAGUUCACAGCACACAGCGAUGUUUCACAGCUGCAGUAUGAUCAUUUUCAAAGUUAAGGCUGUUGUGGCUGAGCUCCUCCUCUACAUUUAUGCCUUUGGGCAAGACAUUACAGGCAAACAGGGUGAAUGAUUAGAUGGAGACUGCUGAACUUCUGUUUCUGGUAUCUCAAGUUUUAUGUUUAAAUAUGCAAAUGAGAUAUGAAAGAAGUCAGGAUAGCUUCAUUUUGUUGACAUAUUCCAGUCAGCGUUCCUACAGAGGGAAAUGUGGAUCUCUCUUUUUCAUCAUGUUAAACGUGCAGUCAUUUGCACCAAAGUCCAAUUGACCGACUUCUAAAAUAAACACCUAAAGUAUAUUUUGGAUAUUUUCUCCUGUAGUGUCUUGCCUCAAAGUGGAAAAUUUCAAAAGCAAUCACUGACAGUGACGGUCUGCUAAAUUAAACCCACGUGUGCACAGGCUGGGUCUCUUCCAGUGCACGCAUUUAUUAAAAGUUCCUCACUUUAUCAAUCUGGGCCUGCGCAUGAUGAAUAUUAGUUGUCUAUAGUUAUAGUGAAAGGAAAGCAAAGGUGUGAAGUAUUGAAGCAUUAUGGGAGCGCACGGUGUGUUUUUGGGUGCUUUGACUCAUCAGUAUCAUUACUGGAUACCUGCUGGAACCAUCACAUUUGAAAUCAUCCUCAUUGUACAGCCCGCUGUUAUAAUUUCAUUUGACUCCAUGCUAAAGAAACGGGUGGGUGGGUAAAAGCGGAGGCUUCAUGCGAUGCUCUAAGUUGAUGUGCAAUGUUUGUUUUACACGGGUAGCGGCGAGACGCUUUGAUUGGUGACGGACUCCAGGAUGGACUUUACUGUCAGUAGUGUUUUUCUGCCGUUUGAGGCAUGUCAUGAAGCUCUGACAUCUUGGCGGCGCUGAUGAUGUCAUACUAUCGUCACGUGGGUGUUGAGGAGGUCACGGUGACGACAACCAUGACUGCUGUUGGAUGUAGUUAUGCAGAAAACUUUUUGGUGAAUUUAAACAAUAAAUACAAAUUCCAAUUCUCA